UUAGUACGACCUAUCCUUGUUGUACAUAACCUCAAAUUUGUGCUCUUUGAUGUUUCUUUAUUAUUGUAUACAAUAGUGCAUAAAACACAAGUAAGUAAUUGUUGUUACUUAAAAAUGGUGUGCGAAAAAUGCCAGAAGAAGUUGGGCAAAGUAAUAACACCAGAUCCUUGGAAAAGUGGGGCUAGGAAUACAACUGAAUCAGGGGGUAGGAAAGUUAACGAGAACAAGGCUUUAACUGCUACGAAAAACAGAUUUAAUCCAUACACAUCAAAGUUUGAGACUUGCAGAAUUUGUCGACAAAAGGUACACCAGGUUGGGUCACAUUAUUGUCAGUCCUGCGCUUAUAAAAAAGGAAUUUGUGCGAUGUGUGGAAAAAAAUUGUUGAGUACGAAGAAUUAUAAGCAGUCGUCUACUUAAAUACUAUUUUAUAAGUUUAUUGCGUUGUUAAGUAAUGUUAGGUUUAAUUCAAUAUACUGUAUGCAGAA
Messenger RNA from Tribolium madens (black flour beetle), 485 nucleotides. Its product is annotated as cysteine-rich PDZ-binding protein. Gene Ontology annotation, cellular component: dendrite. The record is from RefSeq and is a predicted model, not a curated record. The transcript is spliced from 2 exons. Gene Ontology annotation, biological process: cytoplasmic microtubule organization. Bases 115 to 417 code for a protein of 100 amino acids. Gene Ontology annotation, molecular function: microtubule binding; PDZ domain binding. Lineage: Eukaryota; Metazoa; Arthropoda; Insecta; Coleoptera; Tenebrionidae.